Molecule: messenger RNA, 2011 nt
Organism: Lingula anatina
Lineage: Eukaryota; Metazoa; Brachiopoda; Lingulata; Lingulida; Lingulidae
Source: RefSeq, a predicted model, not a curated record
UCACAAUAAGCUGACCCGGUGAAAAUAGUAUAAAAAGGUGCAAGGAAAAUGAUUUUGUAGACUUAACGUGAAAAGAAGGAACUAGUAAAAGAGUUACAGCAUGUCUCUACUGUCAAACUGUAUUGUAUUAGGCUGGUUUUUGGCCACAGUGAAUUCUCACUCCUGGUUAACAUGUGUAGACUACUUAGAGGAGAACGGACAUUUUUAUAGCCAUGAUCUAUGCAGAGCGUAUCCCAGAGGGGCGUAUCCGUUUUAUGCCCCAAAAGACAUUCCUUUUGGCACCGAUCGCGGCUUCAAUCACCAGCCGACAGAAGCCCAGGCGUGCAUCACGGAGAGAAAUGAUGGCGCGAACUACAACUCGGACUACCCCCGGGCUGUCUACUACCCUGGCCAACGAGUGGUCAUCGCUCACCCGACCAAGAACCAUGUUGCCGACACUUGCACAAACCCAUUUAUCCCAGACAACGGGAACUGGAUAUACUUUUACCCCACUGGCGAAACCGGCACCGACCCCACGUUAUCCACCUACAGAAGCGACUCAUAUUUGCUCGUGGACUUCGGUGUUGCGCCAACAGGACAGGGUGCCGCUAUAACAACGUACCCUAAGAAGGGAUUUCAAAACGCCCCAAAAUUCUGCGAGCCUCCUGGAACUGACAAGGCGCUGGCUACAUACGCAUUCGAUUUCCCAGAAAUGCCACCAGGUACCUACUCGUUCAUGUGGCUGUGGGAAUUCAACCAGGGAAGCUUUUACAGUGGGUGUUGGGAGGCGGAGGUGGUUGCCACCAAGGCAGACAGAGAUUCUAUCUACCAGGGCAGAAAUCAGCCAACAAGAGAUCCAGAUAACAUUGCUGGGGUACGGGUGGAAGUGGAUGGUUAUGGCCCAUACAAGCCACCUGGUGCCACCACGCUUGCACCAGGUGAAACUACGCCAGCACCAAUUAAUGGCAACUGGGGCGAUUGGAGCCAAUGGAGUGCAUGCUCCGUGACUUGCGGAGGUGGAGAGCGCGUUCGAAUCCGCAUGUGUAACAACCCGGCCCCUGAAAAUGGAGGUGCUACCUGUCCGGGCCUGGAUGAAGAGAGGGAAUGCAACUGUGAACCUACUACCUGCGCCGUUAACUCACUGUCGGCGGAACCAGAAUUACAGAUCAAGUUCGACAGUGUGUGGGACACGGGAAUGAAUGUCGAGUUGAUACUGCCAAAUCCCAAACCAGAUGAUUUCCAAGUUAUCGUGAAAUUCCCAUGUGCAGCUCAGGCAAUGAUUGUGUGGCAUGCAGAAGAGGUGGGCAACAGCACCGACCACGCCCAAUACAAGUAUAUUUUCACGCAGUCUGGCGUAGAUGCAGACAAGCUAGAUAUUGGAUUUACCGCUACAUUUGACGCCUGCACAGUCAACCCAAGUGAUCUUUUGGCAUAUAUUGUAGUCCCUUAAGGUCUGUGCGCUAUUGUACUGAAAAUGAUAGCGGUAUAUCGUUACAUCAAAUUUAUAAUUCUAUUGCUUAACAUAGACUGGAGCACUGACACAACAUUAGCAUGUUUCAGGCAACGCGAAUUGUACAUUUGAUGUAAUAAUAUUAAUGCUGGUGAAAUUAUUUAGUGAUGGUCUAUUUAUUUAUAUUUUCAACUUAUUUACAAAAUACAGGUUUGGAGUCGUCUCCUGAAUUCAUACCUGUACAUCUAGCCAGGUAUUUGUGGGGAAAAUAUAGACAAUAUCACUAAGGUUGAUGUUACAGUGUAUGUGUACUAUUGAAAAACAUGACAGAAAGACGAUCUGAUACCUUUUGGUGCAAAAAUAUACUACUACCGAAUUUAAUUGAUGCAAAGUCUUUUUCGGUCACGUUACACAAUCGUUUCACCGCCACUAGGGAGGGUAGCCUUUUUUUUUCCACCGCAGAGCGCGUCAUCAACUGUGUGUUCAUAUAACAAGAGGAAACCUUUCUCUCGUCGCAACAGUUAUUGUCAGUUCUGAAAUUGGAUGUAUGUGACUAUGAGACGAAUUAAGGAGAAAAUAAAU